This is a messenger RNA of Corylus avellana, 1138 nucleotides long. Its product is annotated as SEC-C motif protein. Lineage: Eukaryota; Viridiplantae; Streptophyta; Magnoliopsida; Fagales; Betulaceae. The record is from RefSeq and is a predicted model, not a curated record.
AAACAGUGAGAUCUCCAUCGUUUGACAGGAGAAAUACUCGCAGCUGAAAAUGUAAAACCCCAUAAAGACUUAAACCCUAACACUGACGCAGAGAGAACACAAAAUUAGCCAUCAUCUUGAGACGACCAGAGUCAAAACCCAAGAAAAUGCGUUCUACACGAAUCAUUACCAGCACAUGCAACAAACUGUCUACCUUCUCAUUCUUCUCCUUAUCUUCUUCCUCUGGAUACUGUCACCUAACUCUUCAACAGCACCGUUCGAUCUUCUCCACGGCGCAGCUCCAGAGCUCAUGGAUGGACAAGAUCAAAGGGGUCUUCACUGGGCAGAAGACCAGCCCGGGAGAACCCCAGCUGAUCAGCUCCGAAUCAUUCACGCUUCUCCGGUUUGCGGAUGAAUUGAAGAAUGCUAGAAGGCUAGGGGCAUUCAAGCAAUACAUAGUGGGUCGAAGCAGUGAAGCGACAUUUUCCGAUGCUUUUGAAAAACAGGAAGCUAUAAUUCGAUACCUUGGAGGCUUUGAUCCUACUGGAGAGAAUCUUCAAAGCAGUCAAAAACAAGAAGCAGCAAAGCAUUGUAAUUGCACAAUAGCUGAUGUUGAGAACGCACUUGCAAAGUUUUUAUGGGCUAAAGAAGCACAAAAAAAGAUAGAGAAGUUAAAAGAAGAAGGGAAACCAAUGCCGAAGAACAUUGCUGAGGUGCAAAAGCUGGUGGGUUCAACACCAUAUGAUCUUGCCAAGUCUAAUUUGGCUAAGAGUGGUCAAAUCAGUAGGAAUGCGCUAUGCCCUUGUGGUUCCAAGAAGAGAUACAAACGGUGCUGUGGGAAGGAUUGAGGGUGCAAAGGAUUGAAGGGAUUUGAGAAUUAAAAUUUUACAGCGAAAAGAAUCCUGCUCCAAAGUCUUGGAUAUGAGAGUUGCACAGCGAUGGUAGAAUCAGUUUUCUGUCUCAAAUAAUGUCUCUUGUUGGAGCCCUUUGGUUUUCUUUCAAUUAGUUGGACUGGUUGGCCUUCAGACGAGGUCCUCGUACUGCUUUCAGGAAUUGAUGAUCAGAUGGGAUUUUUUACCCAGUCAUUGCUCCUGUUUAUACAUUUUUGCAAUGAAAUUGGAAACUGGUAUAUAAUGCAUGGAAGCCUUGUUCUUCUUCA